AUGCCGUGUCAGACUGAUACCUUGGGGCACUAUUCGCAAGACACGUUAGCGGGCUCUUCGGGAAACGAAUAUUCAGGGGUGGAGGCCCCGGUCUCGGGCAAAGGUGGGGCGAAGGCGCAUAGUAGGCACGUCAGUAAGGCAGCUUCUAGAUCCGGGGAAACUCUUCCCACGAAGCAGGCGUUUGAGAUCACUACGCCGCUUAUCCGGGUCGGCCCCGAGCCCACGUGCCACGUCACCCUUAUGCCGCCCACCAGAUUCCCCUCACAGCCCAAUCAGUACUACAACACAUUCAAUGGAACGUACACUCCGUCCCCCAAGUGCGACCCCCGAGGGAGGGGCGACUGGGCGCAGAUCGUGCUGACGUGGACCGCCCAAGUGGCCGGGAGACAGUUCGACCGGCUGGCGGGAGUGUGGGUUGGUGGCGUGGAGAUUCUGCGGACUUCGACCGCGGAGCCGCGCCGCGGCUGCGUGCGCUGGACGAUCGACAAGGACGUCAUCCAGUAUGCCGCCCUCUUUCGAACCGCGCAGCCAAUCAACGUGCAACUGAGUAACCUCGUGAGAGGCAACCUCACCGGGGUGUACACCGUACAAAUCACGCUCGCAUUUUACGCGUCUGGCCCUAUCAACGGGCCCAGCGCGGUGGUACCUGACGUCAUCCUUCCGCUCCGCAACGGUUACGAAAACGGCUCCUGUUCCGGUCCCGACUGCCGGCUCGGAAGAGACGAGCAAGAGUUCUGGUACACCUAUCCGCCCUCCCGGUACGAACCAACCGGGGCGUUUAAGGAGCAAAACACCCUUCCAAUCCAUCCACCUUUCCGUUCCGCGCGAGCGCAGAUCCGGCUCCUGAUCGACGGAACGGUGGUCGGCGUCGUUUGGCCGUUCCCGGUGAUCUUCACCGGGGGCUUUGACCCGCGGCUUUGGUCGCCCAUUGUGGCAAUCGGGGCGUUCAACGCACCCACGACUUCCGUUGACGUUUCGCCGUUUCUGAGCGUUUUCAACGAUGGGAAGCCGCAUACUUUCACGCUCGACAUGGGCGAGACCGUCGGGAAGUUUUGGCUCGUGGACGCCAAUUUGCAGCUCUACCUUGACCCCAACGCAACGGAGCCUCUUUUCGCCGUUCUAGAAGAGUAUGACGUCACACCGGAGCCGCAACGGCUGUCCAAAACAGCCCAAAACGUCUCACUCGACGUCAAUGAAAACGUCACCCGGUUUCGGAUAGGUGAAGAUUAUGGGUUUGUUAGCGAGCAAGAAGUCUCCCUAGACGGCAAACGCGAAGCGUGGAAGCAGCUCACGACUAUCAAGUCUGAACUCGAGACUUUGUCCGUCAGAGAGCAGUUAGCGACGGUUUACUACCGACGUUCCGCGAGGUUUGAGUAUCCAAUCAAGGGAUCCGCUGAAAAGUAA
Klebsormidium nitens is the source of this 1404-nucleotide messenger RNA. The record is from the annotation of a GenBank genome assembly. Lineage: Eukaryota; Viridiplantae; Streptophyta; Klebsormidiophyceae; Klebsormidiales; Klebsormidiaceae.